Molecule: messenger RNA, 1618 nt
Organism: Dipodomys ordii (Ord's kangaroo rat)
Lineage: Eukaryota; Metazoa; Chordata; Mammalia; Rodentia; Heteromyidae
Gene: Erich4
Product: glutamate-rich 4
Exons: 3
Coding region: 315-707 (130 amino acids)
Source: RefSeq, a predicted model, not a curated record
AUAAAUAAAACAAGCAAGGUCAGAGCUGUGGGCAAGUCAAGAGCUUCAGGGGAGAAAGUUCAGUGAGGGAGGCUGAAGUGUGGAGGCUGCAGAGGUGGGAGGAGCCAGUAGAAACAGGUAAUCUAACAAGACACCGAACAGCCAGUGCUGAGGAACACGUGGUCAGCAGAUUCUCCCUCAAGAAUGGACUUUGGGAUGUUUCUGCCAGUUCUUCCCCCAGCUGCCCUUUCCUCCCUCCCAAUCCACAACUCUCCAGGGACUGGGUCACCCUGGACCUUGCUACUUCCUGCUCUGGCAGUCCCCUCUCAGACCCGAUGGAGCUGUGGAUACAGCUGAAGCAAGCUGGCCUAGAGCCCUCAGGGCUCGGCCCACCUCCCCCUGCCCUGAGGGAACCCCCACCAGAGGAGAGCUUGAGCCAGACACUGCUGUCACCAGGGCCAGACCGUGAAGAAGCCCAGGAGAGCCUGCAGUGGAUCUGGGAGGAACUAGGCAACCUACGCAGAAUGGAUAUCCAGUUGCUGGGCCAGCUGUGCAGCCUGGGGCUGGAGAUGGGAGCUCUUCGGGAGGAGCUGGUUGCCAUCCUAGAAGAGGAGGAGGAGGUCUAUGAAGAGGAAGAAGAGGAUGAGUCUCAGGAGAAGAGGGAGGAAGCACACUUAGGGGUCUUCGGCCUGGCCACUCGCCUCCCUGACUUUGAGAUGACUAUCUGAGGUGCAGGUGGGACUGGGAUUUGAACUCAGGCCUCUCCUGCCUUGCUAGGCAGGUGCUCUACCACUUGAGCCACGCCCCCAGAGCUGUCAUUGUGAUUUUGAGUUGCAUCAUCCACACAGGUGAAGGAAAGAGUCUUCGCACCUGUCAGGUUCUCCUGUUUAUUUUUUGCCCCAACUCGGAGCCUGUUGCACACUGUGCAAAUGCUGUACCGUGGAGCGACUCCCCUCGCUCCCCCUCCCGCUUCAACAACUGGGAUGACCACGUUCCUCCCCGCGUGCUUCCAUUCCAAGGGUCUGAAAAGACUGCCUGGAAGUAGAUGUGGUGCAGGAGUGUGACAGCGCCACCUGCGGGAGACACAGAGCGCGUGCAGGGCGGCCUCUGGGCACUGCGUGCCACUGCUUGCUCUUCCUCCCUUCCUUCCUCUUUCCCUCCUUCCCUCCCUUCAAGUGUUACAGUGCUUGAGUUCAAGCCCUAGGACCGAGAUGGGGGAGAGGGAUGGGGGAGAAGACUUGGAGCGCUGGGCUCACCAGCCGUUCUCCAGCUCGUGGUGGUCAGCACCAUGGACAGCGCCGUUGGCCCUCCUGCCCGUAGGAGCAGCUGGAGAGGACAUCACAGCUGCAAGAAACACUGAGGAAGUUCUUACAGGGAAGAUUGGAGUCUCCUAUGACUUCUGCCCUGCAUGUCCUCCGAGCGUGGAGAUGGCUGGGAAGAUGGCUGCAGCCCCAGACUGGCCUUGCGGGGACUGAGCCUGCUCCAGAUGCAUGGUGAAUGUUUCUGUCCCAAGAUUCAGUUGUCAGGGGCAUGGCUCAGGGGUAAAGUACCUGCCAAAUAUAGGCGACUCUGUACUCACCAGCAAUUCCAAGCGAGCAAGUGAACAAACAAAUGUAUCAAUAAAUCCUCUAAGAUUCCA